Molecule: messenger RNA, 1824 nt
Organism: Phytomonas sp. Hart1
Lineage: Eukaryota; Euglenozoa; Kinetoplastea; Trypanosomatida; Trypanosomatidae
Source: the annotation of a GenBank genome assembly
AUGAAGCGUUACUUCAUGAAUACGUCCUACUUACAGGGCCGCAUUAAGACACUGUACCAACUUCACAACCACGCUGUCACGGAUUAUGCAGCGCUUGUGCAGAAUCUCAACGAAGAGUGUUCUAUCCUUUGCGAUCUUAUUCCCAACUAUCGCAUUUCUGCGACCUUGGAGCAGGAAGAUGGUCAGACCGAUCAGAGGAAACAAAAAGAGGUGUAUAAUAUUCAGCGACUAGAACAUGAGUUGUUGACACAAUAUGAGCACUUUUUGCAGUUACUUCGUAAACUCAGCAAGAAAUCCCACCCUGAGCAGCAGGCGCUUGGUAGUCGUCUGUGUGCCCGUUUAGUGGGUUCUGCGGCCCCAGAGUUCAAUCAUAGCGAAACACUUUUAAUAUUGGCUGUUAAUUUUGCGAAUAGUAAGUCUACUCGUGUUGCACAGCCCUGUAUGAACGCACUUUUUGAAUUGCUCGGUGGUCAAAUGGUUUCCGAUGUGACCGAACACGUGGUGGCAGCGUUGUUAGCUAUCGUCCGAAAGAAGAGUUACGCCAUGAACCCUAAGCUGCUCAAUGUCCUAUUGCAUGUCCGUGUGGCGAUGGUGGAUAUGCAUCGCUCCGACUUUACCGAGGAAAAGGUCAAGAAUAAACGUCUGAAGAAAGAGGACAAGGAGUUAGCGCGGCAAAUGCAAAAAGCGAAGGCCCGGCGCGAUCGAUCAGAGCUUGCAGUGAAGCAGAUUCGUAUCAUUCAUCGUGUUUUUGUAAUCUACUUGCGUGUAUUGGAGGCCUCUAAGGCUUGUUCGCCGGUUCACCGAACCAAGAUCUUGGCCCCUACCCUAGAGGGCCUGCUUAAGUUCGCGCCACUUAUUAAUGUUGAGCUGUAUCAGAAGCUCAUGCAAGCACUUAAGGAUCUCGUUUGUGAUGACGAAACAUCGGUUACGACAAAGCUACAUGCGCUCGUCGCUGCCGCUGCCUUAGCCAAAAAGGAUGCAACGGCAACCUCAUCGGAGUGGAGCGUAGACCUUAGCUACUUUCACGAAGUUCUUUUUCGUUGUCUGCGCGAGGCGCUGAACAUUCCCGGGGCCGAGGGUGCAGAACGGGCCAAGAUGUCUCGUGAUCUCAAGGACGAGGACGAAGAGUGUAGCCGAGGGGAUGAGGAUGAGGUAUCCUCACGUGGGAGCCUUUCGUCGGUGGCUUUUUCUGUUGCGAAUUCUAUGGUCCAUGACAACAGUCUCGUGCAGGCAAAUGCCGCUAAAGAGUGGACAUUUCACGUGAACCUGGUGCUACGUGCUGUGGAUAUGCUAGUGCUUUCGCAGAAGCAUCUAGCCAUCGUUCGGAUCACCGCAUUUGUGCGGCGGCUGGUGCAAUUUAUUCCUUCUUGUCCUCCCCACGCGAGUAUGGCACUCUUGGCGUUGGUUCAUCGUAUCUUGCUGCGUUAUCCACUUGCAUCUGGAAUUAUUCUUGGCGGCAGCGAUAAUGUUAUAGCGGGGCGCGGUGUAUAUAAUCCAGAAGCCUUACAGACCGCUUCCUCGAACGCAGAUGCGAGCUUUACCUGGGAGUUAAGCGGCUUAACUCGUAGUUACCAUCCGACAUUGCGGCAGCUAGCAGAGACUUUUUGCAAGCAUUAUUAUCGUGUUGGUAAGUCACAGAAUGGUCAGGCUCAUGUCGUGACCAAGCAACUGGAUGCACUCGGUCCUUAUGAAAUUCUGGAGGAGUACGACCCUUCUUUAGGAAAGUGGAAGCCUCACCCACCGUUGCCAGCUGCAUUAAAAGCAGAAAAGAAGGAUAACCUUAAGAGACUUCGCGAAGAAGCAAACCAUGAGGUGAGUGCCUAA